This is a messenger RNA of Colletotrichum karsti, 735 nucleotides long. RefSeq lists its product as uncharacterized. Bases 1 to 735 code for a protein of 244 amino acids. The record is from RefSeq and is a predicted model, not a curated record. The transcript has a single exon. NCBI's taxonomy places the organism in Eukaryota, Fungi, Ascomycota, Sordariomycetes, Glomerellales, Glomerellaceae.
AUGGUACCAAAAGACGACACCUGGGUCUCGUGGGCUGUGCUCAAAUCAGACGGAACAAACGGAACUGUCGAGGAGGCGCCCUCAGAGUGCAUCAGGACCAUGGGGAUGCCGAUGGUGGAAGCUUUAGGAAAUCUUGCUUCGGAAACCCUCGCCGGCAACUGCACGGCUAGGAGCAAUUAUAUCCCCGACAAGGGGAAGGGCGGACACUUGGGUUCUGGCGCGACCAACGAACAGAUCAUCGUGUCGUGCGAAGACAGAUGGUUGCUUGAUUAUCUCUACAAAGAUAGCCUGAUGACCUUGGAGUCGUUCUCUGCUGCACACGAGAGCAUGGCCACGGCAAUCAACAAUCGCGUGCGGAGGGACAUGAGCGCGUUGGAUGGUGAGGUUUCUUUUGUGGAAGGAUCGGUAUGGGCGACGGAAGUCUGCGUUGAUGUCGACUGGGUAUGGCUGGUUUAUCCUGGGGUUCUUUUGAUCCUCACGGCUGGUCUCCUUGUCACAACUUACCUACAGUGUUGUCAAAACAGGGGCAAACAACCGAUCUGGAAGUCUUCCAUUUUGUCGAUUUUGUUCUAUGAUAUUCGAACACAGGGCAAGGAGGAUCGUACGGGACCCAACGGAGAGGAAACGCCGCUGUUGCAUCUUGCAGAGCUGGAGUCUUUGGCUGACAGGACGAUGGCACACUUCAGCACCGAUGCGAGAAGGCCUGGGUUUGUCGUUGAACAGGAAGAAAGAUGA